AUGGGUUGGUUUUGGGCUGAUAACUCGGAGAACGUCAAACAAGCAUCUUCAGAUGUUAGUGCUGCCAAAUGUCCUGUGAACCAUGGCAAUAUCACUGAAGUUCCUGCUGUUUGUCCAAUGAAGAAAGACAAUGGUCAAACUGAUGACACUUUAAACCCUUUGAACAACAUGCCUUCUUUCAUUUCUUCUUCUAAAUUACCAGGUCAAAAAUUGGACUUACCAACAGAACGUACAUUUUCUACAAUCCCUAGAGGUGAAGAUGAAAAUGAGGGUGUAUGGGAAUAUCCAUCUCCUCAACAAAUGUUCAAUGCAAUGAUGAAGAAAGGUAAAAGUGACGGUAUCCCAGAAGAUGCAGUGGAAUCUAUGGUUGAUGUCCAUAAUUUCUUAAAUGAAGGUGCAUGGCAAGAAAUAUUGGAAUGGGAAAAACCAUAUGUUGAAGAAUACAAGAAACAACCAAGAUUAUUACAAUUCACUGGAAGACCUCAUGAUCUAUCUCCAAGAGCUAGAAUGUAUUUACAAUUGAGUAAAGUUUUCCCAGAAACUUUCAACACUGAACCUCCUUUUGAUAGACAUGAUUGGUACGUCUUGAGAGCUAAUGGUUCUGGAAGUUGGGACCAAGUUAGAUAUGUGAUUGACUAUUAUGGAGGUCCAGAUGAUCCACAUGGAAUGCCAACCUUCUUUUUAGAUGUCAGACCUGCUUUAGAUAAUCCAACUAAUGCUAAAGAUCGUAUGAGACAUUGGUUGAAACCAUAUUGGGAUAAGGCAAUGGGGAAAGAGUCUAACGACAAUUGA
Hansenula anomala is the source of this 792-nucleotide messenger RNA. It is a transcript of the gene CYC3, whose product is annotated as holocytochrome c synthase CYC3. The transcript has 2 exons. Gene Ontology annotation, cellular component: mitochondrion. The record is from RefSeq and is a predicted model, not a curated record. Gene Ontology annotation, molecular function: holocytochrome-c synthase activity. Gene Ontology annotation, biological process: cytochrome c-heme linkage. The coding region runs from base 1 to 792 and encodes 263 amino acids. NCBI's taxonomy places the organism in Eukaryota, Fungi, Ascomycota, Saccharomycetes, Phaffomycetales, Wickerhamomycetaceae.